AUGUCGAGGGCGUGGUGGGCUGUGAUACGACACGCCCGGAACGCAGGACUUGUCCCGGCGAAGAAGCGCCAUCCGUCGUCACCAGCGAAUGAGCGGGAGUGUGCGGCGAGCUCGCUCCCAUGUGCUCGAGUAAAGACGGGAGAGGGGGGGCGUCGGGACGUCCGAAGGCGAGGUUCUGCGCUCCCGGGCAAGUACGGACACCGACUCGCCUAUACACCAGCACAUCGUCCCGCGCCCCAAAACAUCGCAGGUGAUCGCCUGACGGAAGCAGACUUCGACGAGGUCAUCUUCGCGUACAGCGCAAACGAUUGGGACUCGGAUUGGGGGAUCUCCGUCCUAUUAUCGUCUCCUGCGGCGGGCGGGGGUCACGCCUGCGGCGCCCUAGAUCCACUUCCUCCGCGCCCCGCCAUGAUGUUCGGGAGGUGGCUCGAGCUCCGCGACUUCGCGACGAACGCGUUUGAGCUCGUCGUCGCUCAUCUGUACCGUUGCAGCCUUGAGGUGGUUGACGCAUUUGCGGCCUGCCGGUUGAGUGCACUGGUAUGGGAGUCUUCAGUCGGAGAGGUCGGACACAAUGCGAAGGACACUUACUACGCCGAAGACCGUUCCUAUGUGAUGCUGAGGCGUGUCGUCCAGGCUGAUGACAGCGAGAUGAUUGAUAUCGCGAUAGACGGUGCAUCGGAGGAGAUUCGAGCGCAGUCGAGCCAUCGGAGGCAGGUAGCUGUCCAGGAUGUCAUGUACGCGAGUGUCGGGCGGCGGCAUCUUGGGACGGAGCGGGUACGAUGGCUAGGGCUUGCGCAGCUGCCCCUUUUAUGCGAUCGCACCUGA
Molecule: messenger RNA, 825 nt
Organism: Fomitopsis serialis
Lineage: Eukaryota; Fungi; Basidiomycota; Agaricomycetes; Polyporales; Fomitopsidaceae
Exons: 4
Coding region: 1-825 (274 amino acids)
Source: RefSeq, a predicted model, not a curated record